AUGAAAAUUUUGUACCAAAUGUUGUUCUUAGGGCUCAGAUGUCCCAACCUGAAGCUGAAGAAGGGCCCUGGGUGCUUCUGCUGUUAAUCAUAAAACUGUACACUCUGGUCGAGGUAUCUCUACCAGAUAGAGAUCAGGUCUUAUUUCCUGAUCACCAGAGGAAAGAUUUAUGGUGCUCUUGUUGAACCUUUAAGCGUUGGCUCUAUGACUGACAUAUAUGGGCAUCGGAGGUCAGUAGCCUUCUUAACCUACAGAGUAAAUGGACAAUAUAUCCUGGAAGGACUUGCAUUCAGCUUCCUGUUUACAAUGAAAGGUUUAGGUUUCACAAUCCUGGACCCGUCUAAUGCAACUAAAAUUCCAAAACUCAACAGAUUUGUCCUCGUGUUAGUUGGAUUCAUCUGGACCCUGUCAAUUUUUUUCAUGGCCAGAGUAUUCAUGAGAAUAAAAUCUCUGGGCUAUCUGAUAGGUUAG
This is a messenger RNA of Sciurus carolinensis (gray squirrel), 471 nucleotides long. RefSeq names its product oligosaccharyltransferase complex subunit OSTC-like. Gene Ontology annotation, cellular component: oligosaccharyltransferase complex. Lineage: Eukaryota; Metazoa; Chordata; Mammalia; Rodentia; Sciuridae. The transcript has a single exon. The record is from RefSeq and is a predicted model, not a curated record.